This is a messenger RNA of Tremella mesenterica DSM 1558, 1662 nucleotides long. RefSeq lists its product as uncharacterized. Lineage: Eukaryota; Fungi; Basidiomycota; Tremellomycetes; Tremellales; Tremellaceae. The transcript has 9 exons. Gene Ontology annotation, molecular function: DNA binding; DNA-directed DNA polymerase activity. The record is from RefSeq and is a predicted model, not a curated record. Gene Ontology annotation, biological process: double-strand break repair via nonhomologous end joining. The coding region runs from base 1 to 1662 and encodes 553 amino acids. Gene Ontology annotation, cellular component: nucleus.
AUGCCUACUAGACCUUCCAUUCAAGCACUUCCUCAACCUUCCUCUUCAAACACCCACGCACAUCAACAACCCCUCCAUCACCUCUACCCUCUCUUCGCAGCACUCACCUUCCACGUCCUCUCCCCUAAAAUCGAUCUCGCCAGGGUGUAUCAAUGCAUCGACGAUCUGGGAGGUCGAUGUGUCGGUCCGGAACAAGCACGUUUUGUCAUCACCGCUCUUCGUGGGAGGCCACGUUUGAGUAGGGCGUUAGGAGAAUGGAUCGAUGCUGUUGUGGUGGUGAGCGAGGAAUGGAUUUAUGAGUCGUAUGAAAGAUGUCUAAGCGCGGCUACGGAAGAUGAAAAUGGAGGUAUCCCGAGAUUACCAGAGAGAGAUAAGUACUUGUUGCUUCGGCCGCAAGCAGAACUGGAGGUGAUAUCUUGUCCGAUGAGGAAGAGGAAGAGAAGAGGGAGUGAGGAGAAGGGGGAACAAGAGGACGAGGGAGAAGCGAGAGAAGAUGACAGUAGUGAGGAAGAAGGAGAUAUCGAGAUGUAUUCCGAGGAUGUGAAAUUAGAAGACAUACCGAGAUUGUGUAUACUGAGACCUUGUCCUCUCACAUGUGUCAAUCAGGAUAUCAUCGACGCCAUAAAACCUAUCUUACUCUAUCGAGAAUAUGAAGAUAGAGAUCAGGUCAAUUCCAAUGUCCUCAGUUACAGAAGGAGUUUAAGUAUGUUGAAAUCCGUACCAAGACGUAUAAGGUCAGGGAAAGAAGCUAUGAAACUUGCAGAUGUAGGGGAGAAAGUUGCCAUUCGAAUCGAUGAAUAUCUCUCCACAGGUUCAGUCGCAGAAUCUCAAAACAUACUCUCUUCUUCAAGAUAUCAAGCCUUGAACGAAUUCGCCUCAGUUUAUACCAUCGGCAAAGUCACCGCAAAAGAGUUAUAUGAUAAAUGGAAUUGCCGAACUCUUGAGGAUGUGAGGAAACACUACGAAUUCUUAGCGGGUGAAGCGCCCGAGGUCAGGGAAAAGGAAAAGAUAAGAAGAAGGAAGUCAGGAGGGAUGUUGCAUGUUGAUAUUGUGGAAGCUUGGAUGGGAUUGAAGAGCGAGUUAGAUACUCCGGACGAGGUACAAGAAAUCGCAGAUUGCGUGAUGGAACAUCUUUCCGCUUUAUUGGACGGUUGUCAAUAUACCAUCACUGGAGGAUACCGUCGAGGUAAACCUCAAUCUAAUGACGUGGACAUAGUUUUCUGCCCCCCUCGAGAGGGUCAAGAUGUUGGACUUUUACGCGACUUGACAUUACGUCUCAGUACAGUGGACAUAAUCACUCACGUCCUACAUACCACUUCCCGUGAUGCUGAAACACCGAUACAUUCCACACCCAACAACUUUGAUAAUCUCGACAAAGCAUUUGUUAUCUUUCGUUUACCAGGAAAGGGGAGAUUGCAUAGACGUGUAGAUUUGAUUUCGGCGCCGAAGGAGAGAUACGCUGCGGCGGUAUUGAGUUGGAGUGGGAGUAUGAUGUUUGAGCGUGAUUUGCGGAGACAUAUAGAACGAAGAGGACUCAAAUUCCGAGCAGGUCUCAUCGAUCCCAGCACAACGACGGAGAUCAAUUUACCUACUGAAAGGGAGAUCUUCGACUAUGUGGGCUUACGAUACGUACCUCCAGAGUUGCGUAAUGCGGAUGGUUGA